This is a messenger RNA of Saccostrea echinata, 1650 nucleotides long. RefSeq lists its product as uncharacterized. The record is from RefSeq and is a predicted model, not a curated record. Gene Ontology annotation, molecular function: oxidoreductase activity; FAD binding. The annotation marks the transcript as partial. NCBI's taxonomy places the organism in Eukaryota, Metazoa, Mollusca, Bivalvia, Ostreida, Ostreidae. The transcript has 3 exons.
UUUAGAAGCAUUAUUUUGGCCGCGGUGCUUUGCUUCCUUGGUGCAGUAUCUGCAGUCGACAGAUGUUUACCAGGAGAACCCUGUUUCCCGGACAACCCAGUGGUACUUAAUUUUGGGGAGACAUUGGAAGGGAAAUUAUUGCUUCCAUAUAUGCCAGAAUAUAUCGAGAAUGUGAUUACACGAGACAUGGUCUGGACGAAAUUUCCCAUUGGAAUAGUGGUGGCCAAAUCAACCCAAGAUGUCCAAAAAGCUGUCUUGUUCGCCCGGAAGUACAACUUGCUGGUUUCUAUUCGUUCCUCUGGUCACGACUUCCUUGGAAGAUCUACAGCGCAUGGAAGUCUUCAAAUUCUUCUGGGAAACAUGACUAAAACUUCAAUUAAUUUGACGUCAUCAAGAAAUCCUGCAGGAGAAAUAACUUGCGAAAGCGGAAACACAUGGCUUAAGGUUUACGAGGAAGUCGACAAGGUUAAUCGUGUCAUAGUCGGUGGAAGUGCUCAUACUGUGUGUAUGGGUGGCUAUACACUUGGAGGUGGACACAGCCCAAUGUCGAGGACAUUUGGGUUGGCUGUUGAUAACUUGUUAGAGGUAGAAAUGGUGGAUGCCGAGGGUCGUAUCAUUGUGGCCAACGACCAAAUGACGCAAAUAAAACAUUUAAACGACUCCGUCACAAAAACCGAUAACAGCGACAUCUUCUGGGCAUUACGGGGAGGAGGUGGUGGAACCUUCGGUAUAGUUACCAAGUUCACUUUUAAACUGCAUUACCCAGCAUCUGGAGUAGCGACAUUUGGGUGUUCUUAUCCCAUCGUGCGAAAUGACAAAACAGAAAUUGGACACAUUGUUCUAAAGAAGAUAGUGUCAAUGUUGAAGAACUUGCCAACAGAAUGGGGCGGAUAUCUGAUAGCCGUUGGUACACUGAACUCAGACUUCUCUUGGGGUACCAUCUCCCUCGCCAUGAAUCACUAUGGGUCUUACGAUGCACCGACGAGAUCCUAUAUGGAUGAAUUGAAAAAUUUUCACCCUGAAUGGCAAAGGGGAUGUGGAUAUGGUCGCAUGAAUACGUUUUUGGAGUACGAAUCUACUCCAAAGGACCCUCCGUAUGUGAGCACCUACCUUCUGAAUUCUCUUAUGCAAAUGGAUAGUUUCACGGAUGAUUGGAUUCGGUAUAUUCUUACAGCUUUAGGGACCAAACUACCUCAACCCGGAAUUUUGUCAUUUACAGGAAUUCUACUAGGAGGAAAGACAUCGGCAGUAGGAAUUCACAACACAUCCGUGCACCCUGGAUUUAGGUCAGCUGUAAUGUCGUUAUCCAUGGGUAUCACUCCAACAACCGGAAAUACUACAGGUCUAAGAGAGAAGGCUGCAGAAAUGGCCCCUCAUCUGGCAACCUACGGAAAUGGCCAGUACCCCAACGAAGCAAACGCUGAUUUAAAUAACUGGCAAGAUAAAUUCUGGGGCAGCAAUUACAAUCGACUGCUCAGCAUCAAGCACCAGUGGGACCCAGACAAUUUUUUCACAUGUCGAGAGUGCGUUGGAUCAGAAGAGAUGUCUGUUCAUACUCAUGGACCAGGCAGCCAGAGUGGAGCUCACUCAGUAUUUGGAAAGUGAAACUCAAAGUCAUUUACCCUUGAUAUGUGCACAUGUAAAGCUCUC